AUGGGUGAACAAGCUGGUCAUUUUUCCUUUCCCAAGGAAGAGGAGAAAAUCCUCUCUUUCUGGAAUGAAAUUGAUGCUUUCCAGACAUCUUUGAAAUUGACCGAAGACAAGCCCGAGUUCUCGUUUUUUGAUGGACCACCUUUCGCAACAGGUACGCCUCACUAUGGUCACAUUUUGACAUCUACCGUCAAGGACAUUGUCCCCAGAUACGCCACGAUGAAUGGCUACCACGUUGAGAGAAGAUUUGGGUGGGAUACCCACGGGUUGCCUAUCGAACACAUCAUUGACAAGAAACUAGGUAUUACUUGCAAGGAGGAUGUUUACAAGAUGGGUAUUGACAAGUACAACGAUGAAUGCAGAGCCAUUGUGAUGACAUAUGCAGCUGAGUGGCGCAAAACCAUUGGACGUGUGGGACGUUGGAUCGAUUUCGACAACGACUACAAAACCAUGUACCCAUCGUUCAUGGAAUCGACCUGGUGGGCGUUUAACGAGUUGUUUAAGAAGGAUCAGGUUUACCGUGGUUACAGAGUUAUGCCUUAUUCCACAGGCUGCACCACACCUUUGAGUAACUUUGAAGCUCAGCAGAACUAUAAGGAAGUGAGUGACCCUGCAGUCACGUGGUCUUUCAAAGUUGAAGGCCAGGAUAAGACUUACCUUGUUGCGUGGACCACUACACCAUGGUCGAUCCCAUCGAAUUUGGCUCUGUGUGUCAAUCUAGACUUUGAGUACGUCAAGAUUUAUGAUGAAACCAGGGACAAGUACUUUGUUUUGCUCGAAUCUUUGAUCAAGACCUUGUACAGGAAACCCGAGAAAGAAAAGUUCAAAAUUGUGGAAAAAAUCUCAGGUAAAGAUCUUGUGGGUCUCAAAUACGAACCAACGUACCCAUACUUCAAGGAAGCCUACAAGGAGAAGGCCUUCAGGGUCAUUGCUGACAGCUACGUGAGUGCCGAUUCGGGUACCGGUAUCGUGUCUAAUGCCCCAGCUUUUGGUGAAGACGAUUACAGAAUCUGUAUCGCGAACGGCAUUAUUUCCGAAGAUGACGAAUUGCCUAACCCAGUGGAUGAUGCGGGUAAGUUCACCUUGCCUGUCACCGAUUACCUGGGCAUGUACGUCAAGGAUGCAGACAAGCUAAUCAUCAAAGAUUUGACCGCUAGUGGAAUCAUGAUAAACAACACGCAAUUCAGACAUAGUUAUCCGUUUUGCUGGAGAUCCGACACGCCAUUGCUGUACAGAUCGGUUCCUGCCUGGUUUGUCCGCGUGAAGCCUAUCAUCCCAACAUUCUUGGAAUCUGUGAACAAGUCUCACUGGGUUCCAAACGCUAUCAAGGAGAAGAGAUUUUCCAACUGGAUUGCCAACGCUCGUGACUGGAACGUUUCUAGAAAUAGAUACUGGGGUACUCCUAUCCCUAUCUGGGUAUCCGAUGACUACGAAGAGAUUGUCUGUGUUGGCUCGGUGGAGGAAUUGAAAAAGCUAUCUGGUGUUGAAGACAUCCAAGAUCUUCACCGUGAUACCGUGGAUAAAAUUACCAUUCCAUCGAAGCAGGGCAAGGGUACGCUAAAGAGAAUUGAGGAAGUCUUUGACUGUUGGUUUGAAUCUGGGUCUAUGCCUUAUGCCAGUCAGCACUACCCAUUCGAGAACAAGGCCAAGUUCCCUGAAAGAGUUCCCGCUAACUUCAUCUCUGAAGGUCUAGAUCAAACCAGAGGUUGGUUCUACACCCUUGGUGUUUUGGGUUCUCAAUUGUUCGGUGAAGUCCCUUAUCAGAAUGUCAUUGUUUGCGGUAUCGUUCUGGCUUCAGACGGCAGAAAGAUGUCCAAGAGUUUGAAAAACUACCCAGACCCUACUCUGGUCUUGGACAAAUACGGUGCGGAUGCUCUCAGACUGUACCUCAUCAACUCACCUGUAUUGAAGGCUGAAAGUCUGAAAUUCAGAGAAGAAGGUGUUAAGGAAGUCAUAUCAAAAGUGCUAUUGCCAUGGUGGAACUCAUUCAAGUUCUUGGAAGGACAAAUUGCUCUUCUCAAGAAAACUUCCAAUGUUGACUUCAAAUAUAAUCCUGAUCUCAAGAGUGAUAACGUUAUGGACAAAUGGAUUUUGGCCUCCUUGCAGACUUUGGUUAAGAACAUUCAUGCUGAGAUGAAGUCAUACAAACUUUACUCUGUUGUUCCAAAGCUUCUUGACUUCAUCGACCAGCUUACAAACUGGUACAUUCGUUUGAACCGUCGUCGUUUGAAGGGUGAGAGCGGUGAACAAGAUUGUCUACAGGCUCUAAACUCUCUGUUCGAUGCCUUGUUUUCAUUUGUGUGCGCUAUGGCGCCUUUCACUCCUUUCUUAUCGGAUAACAUUUAUCAAAGACUGAGAGAGUACAUUCCCGAAAACGUAUUGUGCAAAUUCGGCAAAGACGCAAGAUCUGUGCACUUCUUGUCUUACCCUGAGAUCGACGAAUCAUUGCUAAACGAUGAUAUUGAAAGAGCAAUGGCAAGAAUGCAAUCCGUGAUCGAUUUGGGUAGAAACAUUCGUGAAAAGAAAACCAUUUCUUUGAAGACGCCUCUCAAAAGCUUGGUGGUUUUCCACAGUGAUUCACAAUACUUGAAGGACGUGGAAGCGCUUGCAUCUUACAUUGUGGACGAGCUUAACGUUCGUGAUUUAAUCAUUACUUCUGACGACGCCAAGUACAACAUUGAAUACAAAGCCGCCGCUGACUGGCCAGUGCUUGGUAAGAAGCUAAAGAAAGACGCCAAAAAGGUGAAAGCCGCUUUGCCCAAUGUCACCUCGGAAGAAGUGCACAAGUUUGUGGAAACCGGAAAAAUUGUUGUGGACGGUAUCGAGCUAGUUGAAGGCGAUUUGACCGUUAUGAGAGUGCUUUCUGAAGAUCUAGGUGAGGAAGGUCUAGAGACCAGGACCGAUCAAGAUGUGUUGAUUAUUUUGGAUACCAAGAUUUAUUCUGAAUUGAAGACUGAAGGUUUGGCCAGAGAAUUGGUCAACAGAAUUCAAAAACUCAGAAAGAAAUGUGGACUUGAAGCCACGGACGAUGUUGUGGUACAAUACGAAUUGAUCAAGGACACCAUCGAUCUUUCGAAAGUCAUCGAGGCUCACUCUGACAUGUUAUCAAAGACUUGUCGUUCUCAAAUCACCGAAUAUGACGGUUCGUCCGGAAAAGACGAAAUUGCGGACGAAGAACAAACCAUUAAUGACUCCAUUUUCAAGUUGAAACUGUUCAAGCUGUGA
This is a messenger RNA of Lachancea lanzarotensis, 3222 nucleotides long. It is a transcript of the gene ILS1, whose product is annotated as LALA0S01e06546g1_1. Gene Ontology annotation, molecular function: ATP binding; aminoacyl-tRNA deacylase activity; tRNA binding. The transcript has a single exon. Gene Ontology annotation, biological process: isoleucyl-tRNA aminoacylation. NCBI's taxonomy places the organism in Eukaryota, Fungi, Ascomycota, Saccharomycetes, Saccharomycetales, Saccharomycetaceae. Bases 1 to 3222 code for a protein of 1073 amino acids. The record is from RefSeq and is a predicted model, not a curated record.